AUGAGCGCACCUAGAAUAGGGCGCUCUGCCCUAAAGGCAGCCAAAGGGCCUGCGCCUGGAGUCCCAAGGAUACUGAACAAAACGCAACCCAGUCCUGCACCGCACCGCGCAGGUGUACCGCUCCCAAAACGAGCCAAUCCGCAUCUCCUGAAUCUCAGCUCAGAGUCUCAAACCCGCAUGUCUCCCCGAAUAAUGACAAUGUUGGGCGUCAGUGUCCUCACGAUAGGUACCUACUGUGGCUACUUGUACACCUCUUACCGCCGUGAAGUAGCCCAGGCACAGUUGAUGAACGUCCCAGAGGAUGUAUCAGAUCGGUACAAUCACACAGCGCGAACUUUUGACGCAGACGUUGAGCUCUCGGAAAAGCUAAUGCGAAUUGGUAAGAAGCGUCGCGACCUCGUCCAACAGGCGCGAGGCCACGUACUGGAGGUUAGCUGCGGGACCGGCCGCAACCUCGAGUACUACAGCCUGGGAGCGCGUGGUUGUCGCAGUGUCACAUUUGUUGAUCUCAGCCCAGAGAUGGUGGAGAUUGCACAGGAGAAGUUUGGAAAGCUCCAUCCUGGGUUCAAAUGGGUAGAGUUUCGGGCGCAGGAUGCGAGGGAGGUCCCAUCUCCAUCGCACAACAGGGGGCAGGAGAAAGUGGCAUACUAUUACGACACCAUUGUGCAAACGAUGGGACUGUGCUCGAUGCCAGACCCUGCGGGGACACUCCGGCACUUGGGGGCGCUCACGGAACCACAGCAGGGUCGUAUAUUGCUGUUAGAGCACGGAAGGUCACAUUACGACUGGCUAAAUCGAGUCCUGGAUAACCUGGCUCCUGCGCAUGCCGACCGGCAUGGAUGUUGGUGGAACCGGGACAUCGGGCAGAUUGUUCGAGAUAGCGGGUUGGAGAUCGUCGAGGAGCAACGAUGGCAUUUUGGAACGACGUGGAGGUAUGUACUUAGGCCAAGGCGCUCCUAG
Aspergillus calidoustus is the source of this 960-nucleotide messenger RNA. The record is from the annotation of a GenBank genome assembly. NCBI's taxonomy places the organism in Eukaryota, Fungi, Ascomycota, Eurotiomycetes, Eurotiales, Aspergillaceae.